Messenger RNA from Sycon ciliatum, 2260 nucleotides. RefSeq names its product signal recognition particle receptor subunit alpha-like. Gene Ontology annotation, biological process: SRP-dependent cotranslational protein targeting to membrane; intracellular protein transport. The coding region runs from base 95 to 1981 and encodes 628 amino acids. The transcript has a single exon. Gene Ontology annotation, cellular component: signal recognition particle receptor complex; endoplasmic reticulum membrane. NCBI's taxonomy places the organism in Eukaryota, Metazoa, Porifera, Calcarea, Leucosolenida, Sycettidae. Gene Ontology annotation, molecular function: signal recognition particle binding; ATP hydrolysis activity; GTP binding. The record is from RefSeq and is a predicted model, not a curated record.
GCUGAACAAAGAAUAAAAACUCCAUGAUCGACAAGAAGUCAUCAUCAUAAUUUUCACUUCAUUCUUAACUUGUUCUUCUCGUCUCGAUAGUACGAUGUUGGAUCUGUUUACGAUCUUCACCAAGGGUGGAAUGGUCCUCUGGUUCUUCCGGGGGACCAAUAGCAUGCUUACCCAGCCCGUGAAUUCUUUGAUUGAGAACUCAAUCAUAAUGCAGCGUACGAGGACUGCUGACGAUUCCCUAGCUUUCAAAUUCAAGGUGGAUUCAGAGCUCGGAGUAGUGUUCUUAUUAGCACACCAGAAAAUAUUACUGCUGAACUACGCUGACAAGCUACUGGACGACGUGCAGGUGGCUUUCAAACAGCGGUUCGCCUCUGCGUUUAGUGAAGGAGACGAAGCUGAACAGAAUGAUUACAGCUCGUUUGACAGUGAUUUCCAGAUGGUGCUGCAAGCAGCCGAGCAGGAACAGCAUCAGAAGAAGCCCACCAUGAAGACAUUUAGUCAGAGUGGAAAGUUCUCUAAAACCUCUGCUGGUGCUGGUGCUGCACCAUCCGCACAAGCGGCACCAGCACCAGCCACUGCCACAGUCAAGACCCCUGAGCCUGCACCUGCAGUGAAAGUGCCAGCAGCUUCACCCAAAUCACCCCCUGGUCCACCAAGGCCACGUGGUGCACGAAAACCCAAGGCUCCUCCUGUAGCUUCGACUCCACCAACGAAUGGCAAGAAAGUGAAGGGAAAGGAGAAACGGUCAUGGCAAGACUCGAAACUGUCAACUGGUGCUCGGCAGGCGUUGGAUUACUCUGCUGAUCCCAAGACCGACAACUCUGACAUGGCAGCAGCUAUUCCGAUUAACGACUUUAUGCAGGAUGGUCCAAGCAUGGUAGGUCCUUUGACUGCACUGGACAAUGAAGAAUAUGACGACGGUGAAGAGGAGGAAGCGUGCGAUGACGAUGCUCACAGCUCAGACGACGCUGCGGCCCCUGCUGCGUCCAGCACAAGCAAGGCUUCCAGCAGUGCCUCCGGUGGCGGUGGUGUUCUGGGUUUCUUCAAGGGAUUGGUGAGCAGCAAGGUGAUCACCAAGGAGUCGCUUGCUCCCGUUCUCGACAAGAUGAAGGAACACCUUGUGAGCAAGAACGUGGCCCAGGAGAUUUCCCAGUCCUUGUGUGAUUCUGUUGCGGAGAAGCUGGAAGGACGAGCGAUGGGCACAUUUGGUAGCGUCUCGUCCACCGUUCGCUCUACCCUGGAGGAUUCCCUUGUGCAGAUCCUGACUGCUGGCGGAAGCCAUGAUACACUUCGGGAGGUGAUGGCAGCAAAGAAGCGUAGCCGUCCCUACGUCAUCACGUUCUGCGGCGUCAACGGCGUCGGAAAGAGCACGAAUCUCGCCAAGAUCGCGUUCUGGCUGCUGCAGAACGGCCACCGCGUCCUGGUUGCCGCGUGCGACACGUUCCGCGCGGGCGCGCUGGAGCAGCUGCGCGUUCAUGUGCAGCGCUUGCACGCCCAGCAUCCGGCAAGCGACGGCGCCGCCGCCAUGAUCCAGCUGUAUGAGCGCGGCUACGGGCGAGACCCGGCCGGCAUUGCCAGCGACGCCAUCGGCUACGCCAAGGACGAGGGUUUUGAUGUGGUACUGGUGGACACUGCCGGCCGUAUGCAGGACGACGAGCCACUGAUGAGGGCCCUGGCCAAGCUGAUCAAGUGCAACACGCCGGAUCUCGUGCUGUUCGUCGGAGAAGCGCUGGUCGGCAACGAGGCCGUAGAUCAGCUCAGUAAAUUCAACACGGCUCUGGUGGAUCACGGCGAUGGUCGACUGCAGGUGAUCGACGGCGUCCUGCUGACCAAAUUCGACACCGUCGACGACAAGAUGGGUGCCGCAGUGUCCAUGGCCUACACCAGCCGCAAACCCAUCAUGUUCGUCGGUACCGGGCAGACGUACCGCGAUCUGAAGAGCCUCAACGCGUCCUCCGUCGUCAAGGCACUGCUGCGGUAACUCCGGCCGCACGCUACCGUGCUCACUGCCCGCUACUACCGUGUUCACUGCCCGCUCCAGGGUAACGAGUCUGCUAACGACAAUGUCCUUCCAAUCAUACAUUUCACUUUGACUUGCCGUGUGUCUUGCCAAUUGCCAUGCUGGCAUCAUGAAACCCCUCAUGCAGAACAAAUUUUUAAUUUCUAGAUCGAAAAAACCUUAUUUUAGAAUCUAAUCUGCCGCCCCACAGUGCAGAGCCCUCAUGUAAUUUAUUGAGAUCUUGCCUUUUAGUAGCCUUGA